AGGCAGCUGAGCCAGCUGAGGUUAGGCGGCCGUGAGCGCAGGCAAGCGUCCGCUCCGUCGGACCACCCCGUCUGGCGCCGUGCGUCAACAUGUCGUCGACGUGACCGGCACGGGCAUGGAGGAGCCCCUGGCCGCCCUGGGCCCCGCGUGCACGCCAUGCGCGCCCGGGCUGUGGCCGGCGGGGCCCUGGGAGUCGGCGCCCUGGCCGGGAGCGCUGGCGUACGCCGCCCCGGGUGGUGGAGGACAUCCGGCCCAGCAGCACCAGGUUGCCGACGAAUUGUACCCGGACAGCUACGCACCCAGUCUACCGCUCUCCGGGUUUGACGACGACCUCGCCAUGGCCACUCUGGCCACUAUGACCACGUACCAAGAGUACCACAUUCAGUCCGACUCACUGUUCCCGAGUGAUUCGUACGCCGAGCCGCCGCCCGACUAUCCGCUGUACAACUGGACCCUCCCCUACGGACCCGCCGUGCAGGCCGUGCAGGCCUCGCAGCUCGCCCCCAGCCCCACGGCCCCCGCAAGCCUGCCCGCGCGCCUCCAGGGCCACCGCGGCCGCCCCGGGGAGCCGGUGCACGUGCAGUUCAAGGGCAACCGUGAGGUCCGGCGGCUAGGCGCGAGCGGCGGGCCACCAGAGCAGGCGCCGCCAGCGCAGGCGCCGCCCCCCUGGAGCCUCGACGAGUUCCUGGACGACGACGUCGUCGAGGUCGAGGUGCGGUCGUCGCAGCCGGGCGAGUCGAGCGGAUCGGAGCGGGUCGUGUUCGACAGCAUUGAGGAGGCUCUGCUGACCAUUGAGGCGCAGGACCUGGCCGACACACGCCAGCAGGCUGACGCGGUGCGGCCGCCGCCGGUGCCCUCAGAGAGGAGAGUCGUGCGGCCCGCGGCCAUGAGAUCCCGGGACUUUGACCGCGGCGCCGAGCGAGGCCUCGUCGGCCUCGGCGACGGCACGCAGGAGGACGUGGUGAAGGCCGCCAAGUCGCUGUUCAGCAAGCGCACCCGCACCCUGUACCACUGGCUGUACCCAGACACGUCCAAGACCAAGCUCAAGGCCACCGUGUCGGCCGCGUGGGACACGCUCGCCGAGACUGAGAAACAGUUCUACCUCUCGCAGGUGCUGGGCCGCUUCGGCCUCCAGGCGUCCAGCCUCAUGAUCAACCCGCAGCUGGGCGGCAUCAAGGACCUCCCCGUGUCGCUCGUCAGCCACAACACGACGACCCCUUGGACGUCCCCGGCGACGGCGUCGACGGUCGUGACUAAAGGGCCGACCCAGACGGAGCGGCCGGGGAUGGGCGGCGCCAGGGCCACGGCCGCGGCGAGCAGGGCCUCCCCGAAGGCAGCCCCGACCAGCAACAGGGCCCCCAGGCCCGCCCCGAGGCCGAGCCCGGCCGCGUCCGAGGCGCAGCAGGCCGUCGACGGUCUCUUCGCGUCCUGCUCGGACUCGGACACCUGGACGUCCUACAGCAUGAGCAGCAGGGCCUCCUCCGGGAGCAACAAGAGGCUGGCUCUGGGGGAUGAGGUGCCGACGCCGAAGCGCCCCCGCAACUCGAGGGUGGAGCUGGAGGCGGAGCUGGAGGGUGACGAGGAGCUCAGCUCGGCACUGGAGACGUUCCGACUGCUGGCCAACGACCAAUCGGAAGACGCCGACUUCUGGCCACAGCCAGCCGACAUCUUCCCACAAGUAGUCUGAUUGUGUAGGGUUGUAGUAAAGACUCGAGCGUUGCGUUUUGGGGAAUGUACGCCGUCUGACGUGGUGGAAAGUGGCAUCCAUCAAGAAUAUGCCUUGUGAAAAACUGUUAUUGUUGUGUUUUUUCGUUGCAAAUGUAGUGUCACAUGAAUGCGAGACUAAAAAGUAAGGACUUUUAGUCAUUUGUAAGUUUUCGUUUACAUUGUUUUGAAUUAUUAUAACUGGUCAAUCGACUGUAAGGAUUAAGACAGGAUCUAAGGACAAAAGGACAAUACUAUUUCUUUUUUUUAAACAUGUAGUACUUGAUUCCAGAAAGUACAGUUGCAGUGGACACAAGAUUGUCUUCAAGCAAAGCCAUCACCACGUCACCAGCAAUAUACAUACACCUCAUAGUUUUGACUAGUUUAGUGGGAACAUACAAGCACCACAGAAGCAUUUGAACAAAGAGGGAUACAUGGCACCCAAUGAGUAGAGAAAUUCCACAGCAUGCAAAUAUUGAGAUAGAUAGUGUAAGGGCAUUGUGGUUCACUUUUCCUAUCCAAUUGCAAUCGCUUAUUCUCUAUUCUCUUAAUCAUGGGUUACAUAGGGAUUACACAGAAAAACAAUUAACAAAACAAAAUUCAGAGGGCACACUACAGAUAAAGUAUUAAUCCUGGUCUGUCAUGCAUGUGUCUUUCAUGUGACAAACUUUAAUAAAAUGGAUUGAAAAGAAUCUAUUGAAAUAGACAAAUCACAUUUAAAAUGCAGAGUGAUAGAAAGAGUCUGGAUAUUUAAAAUGUUGUUUUUCCAUAUCAACAAUGCGACAUGAAUUAUCCACUUGAUUGAUUGCUGUUGAUUUGUUUAUUAUAAGUAGAUGAGAGUAGACCAAUACUUCCCCACCCUCAACUUGAGAUUCAAGAACAAGUCAACUAAAAAUUUACGUACCAAUGCAUAAGAAAACUGUGUGUAACUACUUGGCCCAACACAAAGAGAACAUUUAACAAACCCACACAAAGUACAAAAGAAGGUUCUUGGAGAUACCUGCUUUCUCUACAAUGCUGCUUUAUGCAACACAAUCAGCAAUUGAUGUUAAAAAAUGAGCAUGGGAGGCAAGUUCAAUAAAACCAUAAUCACACAGUAGGUAAAUUAUGGUUUCAGAGGUACAUAUGUACUCACUCACUUUUAUCACAAACAGGG
This is a messenger RNA of Frankliniella occidentalis (western flower thrips), 2860 nucleotides long. RefSeq lists its product as uncharacterized. The coding region runs from base 116 to 1687 and encodes 523 amino acids. The transcript is spliced from 6 exons. The record is from RefSeq and is a predicted model, not a curated record. NCBI's taxonomy places the organism in Eukaryota, Metazoa, Arthropoda, Insecta, Thysanoptera, Thripidae.